Molecule: messenger RNA, 816 nt
Organism: Panicum virgatum (switchgrass)
Lineage: Eukaryota; Viridiplantae; Streptophyta; Magnoliopsida; Poales; Poaceae
Product: putative disease resistance RPP13-like protein 1
Exons: 2
Coding region: 1-816 (271 amino acids)
Biological process (GO): defense response to other organism
Molecular function (GO): ADP binding
Source: RefSeq, a predicted model, not a curated record
AUGGUUCUUGGUCUGAUUGUGAAUAUCCUGGUCGACGAGUAUGAAUACGAGGUAAACCGGUGUGAAGCGGUGGCUCUCGACCGAUCUGUCAGCGUCCCAAACACCGGCAAGCGCAAGUAUCAAGAGGAUAAUCAGUCCCGUUUGGCGCAUCCUGCUGUUGUGGCAGUGGCAGUUCCUCAUGACUUGGUUCUUCGAGCAAGAAAAAUAACUGAGAGAUUCAAUGAGAUCAUACAUUACCCUGAACAUUUGAGUUUGUCAGAGAAUGAUGGACAGAGACGGUUUGCUCCAGAUAUCAGCAGUCUGCGGCACACUAGCUCUGUCGUAUUUGAGAAGAGCAUUUUGGGACGAGACCAAGACAAAGUCAAGAUAAUUAAUAAGUUAUCUGAAGAAGGGGGAAAUGUUGGGAAUCCUGUUUCUGUCAUGGCCAUUGUUGGUAUGGGUGGACUGGGCAAGACAACGCUUGCGCAGCUUGUCUAUAACGACCCAGGGGUGAGCCAGUCCUUUGACAAGUGUGCCUGGGUUUGUGUGUCUGAACAUUUUGAUGUCAAUACAAUUACAAGGAACAUCAUUACUUCGCUAACGAGUGAGCAGUGUUUGUAUACUGAACUUGCUGAUCUUCAGAUGAAAUUGGCAAAUGAAGUAAAUCAGAGAAGGGUUUUUCUUGUGUUGGAUGACAUAUGGAAUGAGAGAAGAGACUCUUGGGAGUUGUUCUGUAAGCCUCUAUCAGCUGUGAAGUUUUGCCAGAUCAUAGUGACCACUCGGAGCGAGCAAGUCGCAAGACUGAUACAGACUACACCUGUUGGAAAUAUGUCCUAG